Olea europaea var. sylvestris is the source of this 1056-nucleotide messenger RNA. RefSeq names its product dnaJ homolog subfamily B member 6-like. The record is from RefSeq and is a predicted model, not a curated record. The transcript is spliced from 5 exons. Lineage: Eukaryota; Viridiplantae; Streptophyta; Magnoliopsida; Lamiales; Oleaceae. Bases 177 to 746 code for a protein of 189 amino acids.
UAGUUAUCGUCCCCUUUAGUAUAUAUAUGUAUCUACCGCCUUUCCCCAUUGUUCUGCAUUUUUCCAAGCAAUUCGAACCCAAGAAAGUAGAUUUCAGAGAAAUAUCUUUGCUUAGUUUGGUCGUGAAUAAGAAAUCAAUUCUGUAAACUGAUUAUUUUGAUAAUUUUGCCCCAGAGAUGGAGUCGAGUAACGGGCUACUUUCUUAUUACAGCAUUCUUGGGGUGCAUGCUCACUCUUCCGAUGAAGAAAUACGACGUGCCUACCGUAAGCUUGCUAUGCAAUGGCAUCCAGAUAAAUGGACUAAAAAUCCAACACUGCUUGGUGAGGCUAAGCAGAAAUUCCAACAAAUUCAAGAAGCCUAUUCAGUGCUAUCGGAUAAAAGGAAGAGGACAAUGUAUAAUGCUGGGGUUUAUGAUCCUGAUGGCGACGAUAAGGAUGUCGAAGGAUUUGCUGAUUUUCUUGAAGAAAUGGUCUCUCUUAUGGAUGAUGUGAGGAACGAGGGUAAGACCUACAGUGUUGAUGAACUACAAAGUAUGUUUUGGGAGAUGGCUCGAGGUUUUGAGACUACUCAAUGGACAAAUUCUCCUCAGCAAUCUAUAUAUGAGUUUCAAUGGUGCUCUGGACAUGGUCUUUAUAGUUCUGGAACUCCAAUGGGAAGUUCGUGGGAAGCAAGUCUAAUGGAUGGCAGCCCGCAUUUACACAGGUCAGCCUACGAAAUGUAUGCAGCAAAUAGGUUUUGUCAAUGAGAAAUAGGUGAAGCCUCCGACUAGCUCUUUGUGCCCUUUGUGCCCAUCUGAAGGAAGAAUACAUUUUUUCUCCCCAAGGCACGAACUGAUGUAACCUGGUAUAACAGUGUGUUGCCUUUGAGAUUAUAGAUUGAAGAAGAGCCAUUUCUGUCAAUAAGGGAUAUAAGAUAGAGUUGUUGAUGUAGUUAUGUAGUUACUUCGAAGUGCCUAUUCAUUUUCUGAUUGUGGUUUAUUGAGGAAAUAUAGUCUGUUUAAAGAAGUUUACAGCUGAAAUUUAUUCGUGUGCAAUGCUACUUUAAUUAUUAUGCUA